AACUAAUUUCCUAAUUCACGAUGGGAUUCCUGUGUYAGUCYUAGCAACACGCGAAAACGAGGCARYGCGACUGUUUGCUAGAAGACGCUUUGUGAUUGGUUGUUGUUCAACGGUCUGGGAAAUUCAACAUGGAAGACAUGACAGUGUUUUGAUCGUGCUCUUCGAUUUUUGAUGGUUUUCAUUCGUGUAUUUUUCCUAUUGAGAGAGGAAUACCACAGAAAGAAGUCUUAUAAUAUUACUUUAUAAUGCCGACCUCGGGGGAAGCUAGACUUUUAAAGAAGAAGCAACUUGGCCCUAAAUCACGAAGCACAUCUAAUGUGAAGUCCAAAAAAACAGCAUCUACUUCAAGACUUCCAGUAGCCAAGAAAAGCUCUAUCAACAGAGGAAAGGAAAACACCGAACCAAACCAAAAAUUGAAAGCAAAACCAGCACCAGAUUUUUCAAAGCUCCAUAACAAAUGGAACAAACARUUUGAAAAGGGUAAAGCUGUUUCAAAGAAGAUUAAUACCAAGACAAAACCAUUUGUUUUGACUGAAAACAACAACAACAGACCAAGAAYACUGCAAUCAAGCAUCAAUMAUGAAGARGAAAACAKUGAACUGGACUGCAAUGAAUUUGAAAUUGAUCCAAGUGCAUUACAAGGAAUUCUGAACAAUACUGGGAUUGAAGUACAAGAAAAUGAAUCACAGAUUAAAGCAUCUGCUACAACACAACAAAGUGCACAAAAUACAAUAUCUGGAUAUUCAACGAAGAGGGCAUCUAUAUAUUACAUGGGUGCUAAGGAAAAUGCAAAGCYUAAAGCAGAACAUUGUAGUACCUAUAGUCUCAUGUCUAAUAAUAAUGUGGCUAGAAAKACGAACAAUGUGGACAAAUGUAAAGCAGUUUUAUCAAAUCAAGCAAUAAAAACAUGA
Molecule: messenger RNA, 911 nt
Organism: Exaiptasia diaphana
Lineage: Eukaryota; Metazoa; Cnidaria; Anthozoa; Actiniaria; Aiptasiidae
Exons: 9
Coding region: 246-911 (221 amino acids)
Source: RefSeq, a predicted model, not a curated record